This is a messenger RNA of Spirometra erinaceieuropaei, 1368 nucleotides long. The record is from the annotation of a GenBank genome assembly. Lineage: Eukaryota; Metazoa; Platyhelminthes; Cestoda; Diphyllobothriidea; Diphyllobothriidae.
AUGGGGUACUUCAUUGGCAUCCUUCUUUAUCCAUUUUUCUCGUAGCGAACCAGCUAGCGAUGACGGGGAAAUAGAAACAAACUACCAUAAAAUUGUCGAAAGCUUCGAUGAUUUAGGUUUGCGCGAUGAGGUCUUACGCGGGAUCUACCAGUAUGGUUACGAACGUCCUUCUGCGAUCCAACAGCGGGCCAUCCUUCCUUGCAUUCAGGGCCGCGAUGUGAUUGCUCAAGCUCAGUCGGGUACCGGAAAAACAGCUACAUUUGCUAUCAGCAUUUUACAAAAGUUGGAUGUCUCCCUGAACAAGUGUCAGGCACUUGUGCUUGCCCCCACACGCGAAUUGGCUAACCAGAUUCAAUCCGUUAGUUUAUUUACUAGACUGGACUUACAUUUGAACUCUUUAGGUCAUCCAGAAGAUUGGUCACCUUCUCGGAGCCAAGUGUUACGCCUGUAUCGGUGGGACUCGCACAACUAAUGAUCUUAUGUCCCUCUCCGGCGGUCAGCACGUCGUUGUGGGAACUCCCGGCCGCGUUCUCGAUAUGAUGAACCGGGAUGUUCUCACCACUGACAACAUUAAGAUGUUUGUCCUUGAUGAGGCCGAUGAAAUGCUGUCCCGCGGUUUCGCUGCGCAGAUCCAAAAUAUCUUCAGGUUUCUCCCGAGUACUGCACAGGUAAUUGCGUCGUCCGUUGUACGAUUUGUAGAUUAUCCUUCUUUCUGCCACUAUGCCCAGGGAGAUUUUCGAAGUCACCAAACAGAUGAUGAACGAUCCCGUCAAGAUACUUGUGAAAAAGGAGGAGCUUACUCUGGACGGUAUUCGACAGUUCUACAUAAAAGUCAGACGGGAGGAAUACAAGUUGCCGACUCUUCUGGAUUUAUAUAGUCUCCUCGACAUCGGCCAGGUCGUCAUCUUCGUGAAUACUGUAAAGAAGGCCAUUGGGUUGGAGGAGCAGCUUCGUGAACAGAAGUUCAAGGUCUCCUGUAUCGUAAGUUAUUGCAUCUUUCCUAGUCUCGCUAUUCUGUAGCACAGUGAUCUCCAGCAGGAUCAACGCGACAGCGUCAUGAAUGAAUUCCGACGCGGCCAUUCACGUAUCCUUCUAAGUACUGAUAUCUUGGCUCGUGGUAUCGACGUCCAGCAAGUCUCUUUGGUCUUGAACUACGAUUUGCCUAGCAAGCGUGAGACUUAUAUCCACAGGUGAGCCCGCCCCGUUAUGUCAUUGUCCUCUAGAAUCGGGCGAGGUGGUCGUUUUGGUCGUAAGGGAGUUGCCAUCAACUUCGUGACUGACGAUGAAAUUGCCCAACUCAACGAACUAACUACCUAUUACAACACACAGAUUCUGGAAAUGCCCGAGGAUAUUAUCGACCUUCUCUAA